UCUAUAGUUAGAUAAAAUGGCGUCUGGACUGAGAUUUUACAAGGAAAUUAGUGAUCUUCAAGAAGAAAUCAAUAAAAGAGAUGAUAUUGCUAAAUUAUUUAAACGUGAACACUUUAUAGCUGCACGUAAAAUUCAGGCAUGGUUUCGUGGUAUUAUAACAAGAAAACAUUUAUCUAUACUUCAUAAAGAAGCAAUAAUUAUUCAAUCUAAUUGGCGUGGUUACUUUAUAAAUGAUACAUUAUUAGAAAUACAUGAAUCUAUGGAUACUUGGUUAAAUGAUACAGAAGCUAUUAUUCUUUUGAGAAAUAUUUGUAAUUUUGCUUUCAAACACUAUAGUUUGCGAAAAAUUAAUGGAAAAAGAUUUAUCUGUGAUUACGUUCCUGGCUCCACAUUAGUAACAUCUUCAGGAGAUGGUUUAUGGGAAACACAUUUGAGAGAUAAUUGUAAUGAAUAUUUGAAUGAGAUAGACCCAUUAGAAUUGUAUAAAUAUUGGCAGCAAUGGUGUCAAGAUGAUCAUCAAAAUCCUAAUUUGGUUACGAUACUUUGCAGAAACGAAGCAGGGAAAUUACGUGAUUGUAGAAGUAUGGAUGAAAUGAUUAAAUUUGAAUUACCUUCGAAAAACUAUCAGGCAAACGUUAAACUUAAAGUAGAAUUUGGAUGUUAAAAUACAAAUUCAAGAAUACUGUUUUCCUAUCGG
Molecule: messenger RNA, 697 nt
Organism: Polistes dominula (European paper wasp)
Lineage: Eukaryota; Metazoa; Arthropoda; Insecta; Hymenoptera; Vespidae
Source: RefSeq, a predicted model, not a curated record